UUGAAAACAGACAUGGCGGCGGUACGAGCGGUCCUACAGCGAUGUGAUCCGGCUCUGCUGGACUCGGGUUCAGACCGGGAUCUGGACUGUCCGGAGGCGGCUCAGAUGGCGCUGCACCUCACAGACAGCCGUCGUGUGCAGAAGGUUUUGUGGCGUCAGCUGUUUGUGUUGGACUCCAUGAUGUCGCUGCUGGAGGGUCUGGAGUCGUCCCAACAACUGACUUCACAGACGUGCCCUCCACAUCCUGAAGGCGGAGCUCGGAGCCGGUGGAAGGCCCUGAAGGCAGAAAGCAGGUCGGUGGUGGAGGAGACGGAGACGCUGCUCAGCUCUCUGCACGACCGAACCCAGCAGAUGCACGACAGACGACAGACACUCACACAGCUGGCUCAGCAGCUCAGAACCAAGGUACAGCAACACCAGCAGCUCCAGGAGUCGCUGCACAACACCCAAAAUGCACUGCGGGCCUGUGACCAGCAGCUCAGGCAGCUGGAGGCGGAGUCAGAGGCGGUGCUCGCUGAGCUGACGGACAGGCAGCGGCUCAGAGACCGACUGCAGGAGGCCGUGUCCACCGUACAGGACCACAUGCAGGUCAGCCUGCUCACCCUCAGCCAAUCACAGGUCACCCUGGAGCUCAGGCCACACCCCUCCUCCCACCUGUCGUCCAAUCAGCUGCAGCCGCUGAAGCUGUCCGUCACCUGGAACCACGACGACCGCUUCACACUGCAGGCGGAUGAGGGCACCUGUGCGCUCGUUGAGGACCGGGUGUGUGGCCAGUGGGCGGAGCUGAGCACCGCCCUGCUGGAGGUGAUGCAGUACUACGUGGGCGAGGCGGAGCUGCUGUGUGAGAUCCAGACCCUGAGAUCCAGCUUCCCCAUCGACUGGCGCCCGGCUCAGCGGCGGCUCGUCUACCUGAAGACGGCGUCGUUGGUGUGUCACCUGGAGGUGGGGGAGGGGUACCCGAGCCGGGGGCGGCCGCAGCUGCUGUCGGUUCAGUUUAACGGGCAACCUGUCGACGUGAGCAGGCUGAAGGCUCCAAACCCUGAAUCCAGUCUGACCGAGUGGCUGGUGUUCCUCUGCAGCACAUCACUCAUCUAACACACACACACACACACACACACACACACAGAGGUAAAUGUAAUAACAGUUGAGUUUAUGGCUUUU
Salarias fasciatus (jewelled blenny) is the source of this 1161-nucleotide messenger RNA. RefSeq lists its product as uncharacterized. Bases 13 to 1095 code for a protein of 360 amino acids. Gene Ontology annotation, cellular component: kinetochore. Gene Ontology annotation, biological process: mitotic cell cycle checkpoint signaling. Lineage: Eukaryota; Metazoa; Chordata; Actinopteri; Blenniiformes; Blenniidae. The transcript has 9 exons. The record is from RefSeq and is a predicted model, not a curated record.